Molecule: messenger RNA, 1005 nt
Organism: Marmota flaviventris (yellow-bellied marmot)
Lineage: Eukaryota; Metazoa; Chordata; Mammalia; Rodentia; Sciuridae
Product: olfactory receptor 4C3-like
Biological process (GO): G protein-coupled receptor signaling pathway
Cellular component (GO): membrane
Molecular function (GO): olfactory receptor activity; G protein-coupled receptor activity
Source: RefSeq, a predicted model, not a curated record
AAUGUUUUUCCCACCCCUGGAAUUAAUUCUCUUACUUAUGCUUUUUGACAUUAUAGGUAAUACUGUGCUUGCAUUCUCAGUGACCUUGGACUCCAUGGGAACAUCUCACAAUAUUACGGAAUUCUUCAUGCUGGGUCUCUCGGAGAAGCCAGAGGUGCAGAGAAUUCUCUUCAUGGUUUUCCUGAUGAUUUAUGUGGCCACAGUUGGUGGCAAUGUGCUCAUUGUGGUCACUAUUGCCUCCAGCUCCAUUCUGGCUUCCCCUAUGUAUUUUUUCCUGGCCAACCUGUCCUUUGUGGACACCUGUUAUUCUUCUUCUCUGGCCCCUAAACUCAUCGCUGACUCCUUGUAUGAGGGCACAACCAUGUCUUACGAAGGCUGCAUGCUUCAACUCUUUGGAGCCCACUUUUUGGGAGGUGUUGAGAUCAUUCUGCUCACGGUGAUGGCCUAUGACCGCUAUGUGGCCAUCUGCAAGCCUCUGUACUAUACAACCAUCAUGACCAGGCAUCUCUGUGCCAUGCUAGUAGGGGUGGCUUGGCUGGGGGGCUUCCUGCAUUCCUCAAUUCAACUCCUCCUGGUCCUUUGGUUGCCCUUCUGUGGGCCCAACGUGAUCAAUCACUUUGUGUGUGACUUGUACCCUUUGCUGGAGCUCGCCUGCACCAACACACAUGUCAUUGGUCUGCUGGUGGUGGCCAACAGUGGUGUGAUCUGCCUGUUGAACUUCCUCAUGCUGGCUGCCUCCUACAUGGUGAUCCUGCACACCUUGAGGUCCCACAGUGCAGAGGGGAGACGCAAAGCCCUCUCCACCUGUGGGGCCCACUUCAUGGUUGUGGCCUUGUUCUUUGUGCCCUGUAUAUUUAUUUACAUGCGCCCAUCAUCCACUUUGCCAAUAGACAAGCACAUGGCAGUGUUCUAUGGGAUUCUGACACCUAUGCUGAAUCCACUCAUUUACACCCUGAGGAAUGAAGAGGUAAAAACUGCCCUAAGAAAGCUCUUUACACUGUAAGA